UGGCGGCGCAGCGGGGCGAGUACCUGGAGGAGCUGGACCAGAUCUGCAUCUCCUUCGACGGCGGCAGGACCACCAUGAACUUCAUCGAGGCGGCGCUGCUCAUCCAGGGCUCCGCCUGCAUCUACAGCAAGAAGGUGGAAUAUCUCUACUCGCUGGUCUACCAGGCCCUUGACUUCAUCUCCAACAAGAAGCGGGACAAGCAGCCUGCGUCCGUGGGAGAGGACGGCCACGAUGCUGAUGCCACCGUUAGGACCGGGACGGAGGAGGAAGAGUUCCUCUCGCUGGAUGACAUUCAGGAUGCGUCUGCAGAUAAUGUGAACAUGAGGAAGGACCAUCAGCCCAGCACCGUGAACAUCGUCCCCUUGACUCCCAUGGCCCUGGUGCCUCCGGAGGAAGCUGAGAAGAAGGGCAACCCCCUGUUCAGCCGGAAGGGAGAGAUCCUGGCCAGCCGGAAGGACUUCCGCAUGAACACGUGCACCCCUCACCCCAGCGGCGCCUUCAUGCUGGAGCUGGCCGGCCUCUCGCCCAUGCAGCACCUCGAGGCGCAGCGCCAGGACGGGAACCGUGGCACAGCGGCAGCCCCGACAGGACUGCAGCCUGCCGCCCCGGGGGGCGGAGACGGGUCCAGGGAGGUCAGUGUCUGCGAGGCCCCCAUCCCGGUCCUGAACUUCUCAGAUGAUGGAGGUGCAGCAGUGCCCGAGUGUGACGCUGAUGACGAUGGAGGCGGUGAUGGUGGCGGUGGUUUCCUUCCUGAUGUCCCGGAGGAGGACGUGGAGGCAGCUCCAGCUGUUGUCGAGCACGUUGAGCAGCAGAAGUGCGCUUCCCAGACAAAGGGCUACAUGCUGCGGGAGAGGGCCGCUGCCAUGGACCACAGCGCACACAUAAAGGAGAUGCUGGAUCCGUGGCGAAGCCUCGACCCUUUUGACAACUCUGAGGACAAGCCCUUUAAAAAAGGGAGACCCUUCUCAGUGCCGCGUGGCCUGGACGACCAGCCUGGCAGCAAGCGGAAGAGGCGGCUCAGCAAGCUGCAGGACUUUAUGAAGUGGUUCACAGCCACCCAGCACAGCGGAGCUGACAGCAGAAGGACAAGGAGGAAAGGGCCCACGUUUGCUGAUCUGGAGCUUAUGUAUUGGAGGCAGCUGCGGGAGCGGAUGAAUGUGCAGAGGAAGCUGCAGAGGAGGAUGGGGCUGCAGCUGAUGCAUCCACUGGAGCAUCAGCCCGACGAGCCCGAGGAGGAGCUGCCUGUCGUGGAGGUGGAGCAGGAGGACAACUACCUGGACCAUGAUGACGGUGAGGCAGACGACUUCCUGGAGCCCGAGAACAUCCCGCUGGAGCCCCUCGUGGAGCUGGCCGAGGGUGUGCCAGGCCCCACGGACAUCCCCGAGUCGCUGAGCUACGAGGAGCUGGUGCGGAAGAACGUGGAGCUGUUCAUAGCCAACUCCCAGAAGUACGCGCGGGAGACCGUGCUGUCCCGGCGCAUCUGCGACUGGGAGGACAAGAUGGGACCACUGCUGCAGGAGCAGGAGGACCGGGCCGUCUUUGACAUCCACAGCUACGGGGACCGGCUGGCAUCGCGCUUUGAUCGCGUGGGGGAAUGGCGCUCCUUCGCCAGCCUGGUGGCUGGGCAGCCGGCCUUCGAAGUGUGUCGCUACAUGCUGGCCUCGCUGCAGCUGGCCAAUGACUACUCAGUGGAGGUGGCGCAGGAGCCUGGGCUGGAGGAAGCCGUGGACACCAUGCGGUUGCGCCUGCUCACGCAGGAGCGGGCACACGAGCGGUUCCACACCUACACGGCCCCGUCUGUCUCCAGCACCUGAUGGCCUCCCCGAGUGGCUGCGGUCCUGCCGCCUGUACAUAGUGAGCCCCUUGGACAUCCCUACUUCCCCCCUCAGCCGGGGGCCCUACCCUUACUCUCCGCCCCCUCGUGCAAUAAAUUGGCUGUUUUGUACCGGCUGUCUCCAUGCUUGUGGGUAGGGGCUGGCUGCUCCCCCCCACAAAGCCCC
Messenger RNA from Alligator sinensis (Chinese alligator), 2000 nucleotides. RefSeq names its product non-SMC condensin II complex subunit H2 (gene NCAPH2). The record is from RefSeq and is a predicted model, not a curated record. Lineage: Eukaryota; Metazoa; Chordata; Crocodylia; Alligatoridae. Gene Ontology annotation, molecular function: chromatin binding. Gene Ontology annotation, cellular component: nucleus; condensin complex. Gene Ontology annotation, biological process: meiotic chromosome condensation; mitotic sister chromatid separation.